Messenger RNA from Guillardia theta CCMP2712, 1439 nucleotides. RefSeq lists its product as hypothetical. Gene Ontology annotation, biological process: intraciliary transport; regulation of microtubule cytoskeleton organization; cilium assembly. Gene Ontology annotation, molecular function: microtubule binding. The coding region runs from base 16 to 1380 and encodes 454 amino acids. The record is from RefSeq and is a predicted model, not a curated record. The transcript has 11 exons. Gene Ontology annotation, cellular component: axoneme; ciliary basal body; intraciliary transport particle B. NCBI's taxonomy places the organism in Eukaryota, Cryptophyceae, Pyrenomonadales, Geminigeraceae.
AUCAGUUGUUUCGAAAUGGAGUUGGACGCGGCUGUGGCGGAGACGCAGAAAACGCUGGGCGCCAUCAUUCAGAAGCCUAAGCUCACAGAAAACUUGUUGAAGAAGCCUCCUUUUCGCUUCUUGCAUGAUAUCGUUACUGAAGUUAAAAGAGUCACCGGAUUUCCUUCAUCCGAUGUACUGACAGAUUUCGACCUUGACUCUGGGAACUUUAAGGACAAAGAGUCGAAGGUCGCUUGGCUCAACAAGGUCAUCGGAGCCGUCUCUGAUGCAGUGGGGCCCGUCACUGUCCGACCACUAAAGAUCGUUGCUGGGCUGGAGCCGGAGAACACGAAUGCCUUGCUACAGGCUCUCGCAGUGGCAGCGAGUGGUGGGGGUGGGAAGCCAGCGGCGGAAGAAAAGAAGGCUCCUCCUCCACAGGAAAAGCCUCCUCCCCCCAGCGAAGCUCCCAAGCAAGAGAGGCCAAAGCAGAAGCCUGUAGAAGAACCUCCUGCUCCAUCUGCGGACGAACACUCUGCUCCUGCUUCCGAUGAACAGCAACAGAGAAAGCCGCGCUCGCGGAAAGCGCAGGAAGCCAGCGAGCCCGAGCUGGCAACAUCCACACGCCCAUCCAAAGCGAAGGAGGCUAAGGAACCCGAGCCUGCUCCAGCCGCAGCAGCACCUGCGAGCCAAGACGAAGAUCUCGGCUCGUCAAGAAGGCUCGAGCGUCCCAGGACCGCACUCCGUGCACCACCAAAGGUCCAGACCAAUGUGACUGUCAAGGACACAAGACCGGACUCGAAACAACAGAACAGACAGGCGGCUAAAGUGAUUGCUGAGGGAGACGCGAACGAUGACGAUGACGAUGACGGCUUUCUUGGAUCGGCGGGGGGGAUGGCUCCUGCUAGCACAGCCUCGAAUCAGUUGAGCGGGAAACAUGCUGACGAGCAUGGAAUGCUUGUACGAAACAUGCUGGCAGUCGAGGCGGAUAUUGCAGGAGAUUCUGCUGUGAAGAGCGAGAGCGUCUCCAUUGCAGAGCAUGAGAAGCUGAAUGACAAGAAACGCACACAGGAGGAGAUGAACAAGUUAAGGGAGGCGAUCCAAGCCCUCUGUCAGAGUACGAAUCCCCUUGCACGUUCCAUGGAUUAUCUACAGGAGGACCUGGACAACAUGACCAAGGAAAUGGAAUUCUGGAUGAAGGACAAAGAAAAGCAGACCAUCCUGCUGGAUGAAGAGGAGAAGAAGAGCGAAGUUGAGCUUGAAAAGCUAUAUUCACAACUACAGAGCAUAGAAGAGUCGAUCCAAGAGGAGACGCUGAGAAUAACAGACAUGAAAGCUCAGGUGAUGAGGAACGAUAUGACGAUCAAGAACAUGCUCGUCUCCGUUGUCCGGCCUUCGAGAUGAUUGCUCACAAGCCGCUGACCUUCCCCUGUAUGUCAAAUCAGUAAAAGUCUCAUCAUGGU